UUUGUGUGCUUUUGUUUUUGUCGCUGUUGCUUAUUGCAUUAUUUAUACACAUUCGUACUCGUAUGUACUUUCUUGGGCUCGACACACGCACCAGUUAUAAACAAAACGCGGUACCGACAGCGCCACAAAUAUCAACAAUAGCAAACGCCACUAACAACAACUACAGCUACAAGCUAGUCGCAUUGGUGACAAUUUGCGCCUACUGCAAACACUCUCAGUCUCAGAUUGAGCCGCUCUCACUGCCAGCGUCGCUGCCGCUGUCGCCACCGUUGUCGAUGUCGUCUCAGUAGCUGCAAAGUCGACCGCAUUCUCAGUCAAACAACAAACGCAACUGAAGUAACAACAGUCAGUCAGUGUCCGCGUACCGUUCACAGUUACUUUACAAUACAAAAGGCAAAUUACACCCACCGCCCACGCCUCCCAUCAAAAAGUGCAAUAAAAAUAAAAAAGAAAGUGAUUACCGAAAAUACACAUCAAAAUUUGUGCAAAAAAUAAAGCUUUAAAAAUAUCCAUCGCGUGACGUAAAAAUUUCCCGGCUCUCUUUGCACUCGCUCUCUCACUCUCCCGCUCUCUUUGUGAAGUUAUGAAAUUGGUGUUGUUGUUAGAGCGAGGAGAGUGCUGUGUUUAAUGUUGCGUCUGCCCACGCGCGAACAGUGUGUUGAGUGGCUGCAGCUCAUCCUUGUGCUGAUCACACACAUUUGCAGCUUUUGCAGCAUGUCGCUCACACGCAGCCGUCAAACGACGCUCAAGUGGAUUAAAAAGCGUUUGUCGCUGCCGCGUCGCCGUCAUCAACAGCAGCAGCAGCAACAGCGGGUGAGUGCUGACACAAACACGGCAACAGCAGCAGCGGCAGCAGAGGAAGCAACAGCAACAACUGCGACGACGACGACGACGACGACGACAACAAGCAGCGAGCCAGGAGCCGAAUUAGUGGAUCAGGGCCAUUUAAGCGAGAUCUUGGUGCUGAAUGACACUCAAAUCGAUGGCAAAAGCGCGACGUCGGCGCCGCUAGCGGUGGCCAUCGACAUGGACAACAUGAAUAACAUGGACAUGGACACGGACACGAGCAACGACGACGACGCCGACAUGAACGAGGCCAGAGCGGGCCACACAGCGCCCAUAGCGCGCAACGAAGAAGAGGAGGAUGAUGAAGAGGAGGAGGAAGAGAUGCGAGAGGUUGUUGUGGAGAUGUUGCAGCAACAACAGCAGCAGGCGGAGCAGCAGCUGUCGACGCUGGCCAAGCCAAAUGCUAAUUAUGUGUGCUGUCAAUGCCCAGCAACAGAAAUAGCAACAACAGCGACAACAACAACGACAACAACUGGAAGCAUGGUGAACCGCAGCAAGUCGCGAGUACGCAGCUAUCUAAAGAAAUGCAAGCAACGUCUAACGGGUCAGCAGAGCAGACCAGCAACAGCAACAGCAACAACUACGACGGCAACAAUUACACUGAUCAAGAACGAAGCAGGCGGAACAGCACCCACAAUGCUGCCUCAGAAGGAGUCGAAGGAAGAGGAGGCUGAGGAGGAGGAGCAACAGGACUCCAGCUGUGGCAGCAGGGAUUCGUCCAGCGCCUAUGUCGAGUGCAUGCCGCUUGACUUAAGUCUGCGACGAGCGCCAGCUGCGCCACAGGAGUCCGACGAAGAGUUGGAGGAGCCGCAACGUGAGAUGGAGGUGGAAGUGGAGGUGGUUGUGGAGCACUCAAAUGAGGAAACGCAACUGGAUGCGACUGUGGAUGAUGGCAUGCUGGCCCAACUGAUUGACAGCCAUCUGUCGCACAUUUAUCCCAUCUACUGGGCACGCACGCGUGCGAUUUUAAUGCGCCAGGCACGUGAGCUGCUCGUGUCCCAUUUUGAGGGCUGCCUGCCCAGCUUCGAACAGCGAUUCCUAUGCAAAUUUGCACAAAUUGCGGCAACGUUGCGCGCCACUCAUCAAAUUGGCGAGUCCUGGUUAUGGCAUCCCGGCUGGCCGCUGGCCACAUCCAAUGGAGCGCUGGUGCUGCAGUUGAGUGACUCUGAGAUCGCGCACGCACUCCAACCAGCCGAACUCUAUCUGUGUGUCAAACUGGAAUCUGACGCAGAGGCCACACCGCAGCUUUAUGUCGUUUGGCGCUCGUCACAGCAGCAGCAGCAGCAGCAAGAGAGGAGCGGAAGAAGUACGAGUUGUAGUGAGUUGCAGACUCACUGCAUCGAUAUAGAUUACAAUAAUCCACGGCAAGAGCCAUUAAGCGUGCUACAGCUAGAAAUGUCGAUGGCAGCAAUGGCAACAACAACAACAACAACAACAGCGGGGCAGGGGCAAGUUAACGAUGCUGCCAUCGAGCUGCCGCAGUUGUUGCAGAAUCUGCUGGUGAGCGUUGAGCGUAGCAUCGAGCGCGUGUCGCUAAACGAGCUGCAGAUGCCACUAGCCCUCGGCGAGGAUCAGCUCGAUGAAGCCAACAACAACAAUAACUUUUGA
Molecule: messenger RNA, 2454 nt
Organism: Drosophila sulfurigaster albostrigata
Lineage: Eukaryota; Metazoa; Arthropoda; Insecta; Diptera; Drosophilidae
Exons: 5
Coding region: 628-2454 (608 amino acids)
Source: RefSeq, a predicted model, not a curated record